CGGAACGGGUGCGCCGCGCUCUCGCCGGAGUCGGGCGUUUCAAAAGCGUCCCUUUCCUGUCGCGAGUUGCCAAGAGUUGGUCCUCGGGUUUCUGAGAUCCGAGGAUCGAGAGCUUCUUCGCGCCCGCGGGACUGCGCCCGGCGGGCCGGCGGCCGCAACCAUGCCACAAAACGAGUAUAUUGAGUUACACCGUAAGCGCUAUGGAUACCGUUUGGAUUACCAUGAGAAAAAGAGAAAGAAGGAAGGUCGAGAGGCUCAUGAACGUUCAAAGAAGGCAAAAAAGAUGAUUGGUCUGAAGGCUAAGCUCUACCAUAAACAGCGCCAUGCUGAGAAAAUACAAAUGAAAAAGACUAUCAAGAUGCACGAGAAGAGAAACACUAAACAGAAGAAUGAUGAGAAGACUCCACAGGGAGCAGUGCCUGCGUAUCUACUGGACAGAGAGGGACAGUCCCGAGCUAAAGUACUUUCCAAUAUGAUUAAACAAAAACGAAAAGAGAAAGCGGGAAAAUGGGAAGUCCCUCUACCCAAAGUUCGUGCCCAGGGAGAAACAGAGGUAUUAAAAGUUAUUCGAACAGGAAAGAGAAAGAAAAAAGCAUGGAAGAGGAUGGUUACUAAAGUCUGCUUUGUUGGAGAUGGCUUUACUAGAAAACCACCUAAAUAUGAAAGAUUCAUUAGGCCAAUGGGCUUACGUUUCAAGAAGGCCCAUGUAACACAUCCUGAACUGAAAGCUACCUUUUGCCUGCCGAUACUUGGUGUAAAGAAGAAUCCCUCAUCCCCACUUUAUACAACUUUGGGUGUCAUUACCAAAGGUACUGUCAUCGAAGUGAACGUGAGCGAGUUGGGCCUUGUGACACAAGGAGGCAAGGUUAUUUGGGGAAAAUAUGCCCAGGUUACCAACAAUCCUGAAAAUGAUGGAUGCAUAAAUGCAGUCUUACUGGUGUGACAGCAGUUUCAUACAAGUAACUCCUUAUAAUUACUGCAGACUAUGCGCCAAUCAGGAAGACUCUCUUACUGCGAUGUUUCUGAGUACUAUCUCACAGCUUACAUGUCUGCAGUCAUCAAGAGAACUAUUUAUUCUGUUGUAAAGAAUAUUAAAAUGGCCCAGUUUUACAAAUUGG
Miniopterus natalensis is the source of this 1118-nucleotide messenger RNA. NCBI's taxonomy places the organism in Eukaryota, Metazoa, Chordata, Mammalia, Chiroptera, Miniopteridae. The record is from RefSeq and is a predicted model, not a curated record.